CACCGUUCUCUCCAGUCGCUCCUCGACCUUUCCUCUUCUCCACCCUCCAUACUCCAUUCCGUUCCCUUCUCUUCCGCUACUGCUUCCCUCUCUCACUGUCUCACAAUCUCCAUCCCUUCUAUCUCGCCGCCAUUGAACAAACGAUUGAUUUCUCGAUUCACCCUGCCCCGUUACAUUUUCCACAACCGGUCAGAAUCUAGGGUUCCGAUCUUUUUGUUUUCCCAUCUCUUAUUCUGCUGCCCUAAGUCUCGUCUCCGUCGGGACUUCCCAGAUUAUCAUCUCCGUCGGUUCCGGUAAAUUGAGGGGAAAAAUGGUGGUGGGUUCGCAGAGUCCGAACGUGGCUUCGUCCACUCAAUCGGGGAACAAGAGAAGAGGUGGCAUUACUAAUAAAGUCUUCCUUGCUGGCCCUUCAGAGGCUGAUAUUCAGCGGAAUGCUAAUUUGGAGAAGUUUUUGGUUGAUUCUGGGUUGUAUGAGACCAAAGAAGAAGCUGAACAGAGGCAGGAGGUACUUGGCAGGAUUGAUCAGAUUGUCAAAGCUUGGGUCAAGCAACUGACGCGCUUGAGGGGCUACACCGAUCAGACGGUGGAGGAAGCAAAUGCAGUUCUUUUCACUUUUGGGUCUUACCGUCUUGGAGUGCAUGGUCCUGGGGCAGAUGUGGAUACAUUGUGUGUGGGUCCAUCUUAUGUCAACCGUGAGGAAGAUUUCUUCAUUAUCUUGCAUGAUUUGCUUGCUGAAAUGGAGGAAGUUACAGAGCUUCAACCAGUUCCAGAUGCUCAUGUCCCUGUAAUGAAAUUCAGAUUCUUGGGGAUAUCUAUUGAUCUACUUUAUGCAAGUAUUUCUCUUUUGGUUGUUCCAGAGGAUCUGGACAUCUCUAAUGGGUCCGUGCUGCAUGAUGUGGAUGAACAAACUGUUCGUAGCCUUAAUGGAUGCAGGGUAGCGGAUCAAAUUCUCAAGCUUGUUCCAAAUGCUGAGCAUUUUCGAACAACACUCAGAUGUUUGAAGUUUUGGGCUAAAAGGCGAGGUGUUUAUUCUAAUGUCACUGGUUUCCUUGGUGGUGUAAACUGGGCCCUUCUUGUUGCUCGAGUGUGCCAGCUUUAUCCCAACGCAAUCCCUAGCAUGUUGGUUUCUCGAUUUUUCAGAGUGUAUACUCUGUGGCGUUGGCCAAAUCCUGUGAUGUUGUGCUCAAUAGAAGGAGAUAAACUCGGAUUUUCAAUGUGGGAUCCCCGUAAAAACCCCAGAGAUCGACUUCAUCAUAUGCCUAUAAUAACUCCAGCUUAUCCUUGCAUGAAUUCUAGCUAUAACGUCUCGAUAAGUACUCUCCGUGUUAUGAUCGAACAAUUUCAAUUUGGUAACAGGACUUGCGAGGAGAUUGAGGUCAGCAAGGCCCAUUGGAGUGCGCUAUUUGAGCCUUAUCCAUUUUUUGCUUCAUACAAAAAUUACCUCCAGGUUGAUAUAAUUGCAGCAGAUGCUGAUGAUCUGUUAGCUUGGAAAGGCUGGGUUGAGUCACGUCUUAGACAACUUACUUUGAAAAUCGAGCGAGAUACAAAUGGGAUGCUGCAGUGCCAUCCUUAUCCGCAUGUGUACACUGACAUGUCAAGACAAUUCCCUCAUUGUGCUUUUUUCACGGGGUUGCAGAGGAAAGAGGGAAUAAGUCCUCAAGAAGGCCAGCAAUUUGAUAUAAGGGGAACAGUUGAUGAAUUUAGGCAAGAUAUAAACAUGUACGUGUUCUGGAAACCGGGAAUGGAUAUUUCUGUUGCUCAUGUUCGAAGAAGGCAGCUUCCUACUUAUGUUUUCCCAGAGGGACACAGACGUUCUCGGCAUUCUAGGCAUUUAAAUCAGCAGCAGGCUGGAAAAGCUAAUGAUGAUGUUGGAAAGUCUCCAUCUGGAUCCAUUGAAGAGCAGCUUAAGAGAAAACAUGAUGGUGAAAUGGCAGCUGUAAAACGAGUCAAGUGUGCCUCUGAAAGUCCACAGAAACUGCUGUCUGUUUCUCCAGAACUCUGUAGAACUAGGUCUGUUGGACCACUUUUAGAGAGCUUCCACGAGGUGGUUAAAAUGGGCUUUUCUUCAAAUCUGGCUGAUGUUGAUAAUAAUGCUCCAUUUACAUCAUGUAGUGGACAGGACAACGGUGAAAAUGGAGACCCGGUUGUUUGUGAUUCCAAAGGGUUUGAAACUGAAGAUCAGGGGGGUGACUUAAGCAGACAAGUUUCAUCACAAGACUAUAUAUCCUCCUUAGCAAUGAAUGAGCCAGAACCAAUGGAUUUGGUGGCUGAAUGGCAGCAUGCUCCUGACCCAAGCGAAUGCCGAGUUGGGGUAGUUGAAACUUGUUUGGAAGAGGGUACAGCAAACGGGUCCUCUGAGGGAUUCUUAAAUUUGACAAGGGUUGGAGUUGAGGUUGAAGCGGUGCCAAUUGUACCGUCUAAUCAGACUUUUGUAGUGCUUGGGGAAAAGGAUGUAAUGUGCUCUAGUUCCAGCAAUCGGAACCUCAAUUGCGAGGGUGAAGAUGCUACAGAUUUGGGCUCAGUUCUGGAGAAUAGAUGUCCGAGUGGGAAAGGACAGAUUGCAAAUGGCUUGCCUGAAGAACUAGAGUGCAACACUGGCGGGACAGCUAUGCAAUCUCAAGACGGAUCAUCGAGGUGUGAGCACCUAAACACGGUAGAGCUGGAGCUGGGUUGAGGCAUGCUGCAUCGCUUGGUGGUUUGGGUGCUUCAUCUAAAGCUAAGCAUGAGGCUAAGCUGUUCGGAUGUCUGGUGCCCGUGAAAGCCACAAUGCUGGCAAGAUUCACAUCUUGGAUGAUUACGAAACUAUUUGUUUUCAUUGUCUGCUGGAAUUGUGGUCCGUUUGUUCUCUUUUCAGACUUAUGUUUUCAUGUUUUAAAUCAGUAGGAUCCAAACUCUGUUGAGGAAUCGUUUCAAGUGUACAUUAUAUAAGAGGAUAUCAGAUUGAGUUGUUUUCGCAAGGGAACCACUGGUUAUGAAGUACACCUAAGCUUGCAGAACCUCUGGCUUGCGCUUUAGAAGUACGCGUUCCUGAAAAAGCCGGGUCGAACACAGUGAUACUUAUGAUAUCUCUUGUGUAAUGGAGAGGGUUUAUUGUCAUAGCCAUAUAAUAUAUACAUUCCCUCUGUUCCCUCGUUUGUGCAAAACCUGGUUCUCUAUUGACCACUUACAUGGGAUGUUAUUCUACAGUGUACUAACAAGACUAGAGAAAUGGCAGAAGUUCAGACGCUGUAGGUGUCAUCAAUAUCAACGUCUGUCACCUUCUUGCUCCGCCUGUAACUAGCUAGAUAGGCAACCCCAUUGCCAAGCAGAGGGGCCACGUCGAACUCGCGACCACCCUUGCUGUCGUAGUUCCUCUUCUCCCCGUUCUUCUCGUACUCUAUCGGACACAGUCUCCUCAGAACUUGCACGACCUCCUUCAUCGAGGGUCUCGUCGAUGGCAUUGUGCUCGUGCAUAUCAACCCUAACUUGAACACUGUCAUCAUUUCCUCUACAUUGCUCUCUUCCUUGAUCUCCUGAUCAAGACAAUCUUCUACUGGUUUGCCCUCUCCAAUUUGCCGCCAUGCCCAUUCUGCCAGGCUAGUGUUCUCUCCUCCGCAGUUUGCCUGCCUUCCAGUCACCAGCUCUAGUAGCACCACUCCAAAACUGUACACGUCGAUCUUCUCAUUCACUCUCGUCGUGUAAGCAUACUCUGGAGCGAAGUAUCCGAACGAGCCUGCUACCGCAGACACAGUCUCAGGGUCUCCAGACUUGGACAAUAUCUUCGCCAGCCCGAAAUCUGCGAUUCGAGGUUUGAACUGAGAAUCCAGAAGGAUGUUGCUGGAUUUCACGUCUCUAUGAAGGAUCGGUUGAGAACACUCGUGGUGCAUGUAGCAGAGACCCUGUGCAGCUCCAGACGCGAUCUGCAGCCUGGUCGGCCAAUCCAGCACAUCAGCAGCAUUCGUCUCCGACGCCAAUUCGCCGCGGUGGAGCCACCUGUCGAGGCUCCGAUUCUCCAUGUACUCGUACACCAACAGCUUCGAAUCGGGGCUCGAAAUGCAGCACAACAGCUUGACUAUGUUGGCGUGCCUGAUCGUGCCCAGGAUUUGAAUCUCCGCAGCAAAUUCCUUCUCCAGCUUCUCGUCAAGCUCCAAGUUAUUGCUCCAAAUCCGCUUCACGGCCAAGAACUGCCCUUCCCUGUUGGAAGGAAUCCGGUAAACUUUACCCGACCCGCCGCUUCCCACUACGUUUCUCUCCGUCAGGCUCGCCAAAACGUUCGCCGCCGUGAAAUCCACCCUCUGGAACGACGUCAGCUUCCAUGCCGCGAGAUCUCGUCUGUGCUUCUUCCUUCUCAGAUCCCUAAUGGCCGAGAAUGUGACCAGAGAGGCGAACAGGAAUACGAUCACCGCCAGCGCGAGGAUCAUGGCUAGAUACUUUGGGGAAAGUCUGUUGCUCGAGCUGCCGCCGUUGAUUCCGCCGCCUCGGUUUCUGCAGUUGGGAAGGUUUAGAACUGGGUUCACGGCGCAGAGAUUCGAGUUGUUUGCGAAGCUGUUCUCGUAAGCGAGAUUGUUGUAAUCGUCUGGAAUUUUCCCGGAGAGUUGAUUUGACGCCAAAUUGAGGGCGGUUAGCCGGAGAUUGCUGAACUCCUUGGGGAUAUCGCCGGAGAGUUGAUUUUCGGAAAGGUCCAGAUCGAGGAGGUCGGGUAGGUCCCCGACCGCCGGCGGAAUUGAGCCGGUGAGCUUGUUUCUCGAGAGAUCCAGAGAGGAGAGCGAUCUCCAAGACAGAAUCGUGGAUGGAAUUUGGCCGGACAGCUGAUUCCCAUCUAGUAGGAGUGUGGUUAGACUUGAAAGGCUGGUUAAUUCCACCGGGAUCUCGCCGGAGAUCUGAUUGUUGCUGGCUUCGAAAACAACCAGGCCUUUCCAAUUCGCGACUCCUUUGGGUAACGGCCCUGUAAACCUGUUGUUGUUAAGCUCCAAUCUCGACAGAUUCCAGGCUAUGGAGGCCGGGAGUGCGCCGGAGAAUGAAUUGUCGCUCAGCAUCAAGUACGUCAUGUUGACCGCUGUCCAUAUCCCCGACGGAACCUCCCCUGAAAAAUUGUUGCCGUAGAGCUGAACCGUUCUCAGAGUCCCACAAUCCCCGAUCGAACUAGGAACCUCUCCGCUUAAAUGGUUCGAUUGCGCAACCAGCCCAGCAAGCACCCCUCCAGCGCAGAGAUUCGUCGGGAGCUUGCCGGAGAAUCCGUUCGUCGCGAUAUCGAAAAUCUCGAGCCGUGAAUGUAAACCCAUCUCCGGCGGCAGUUCCCCGGUGAAGUUGUUGGUGAAUAUCUUGAUCUCUUUCAGCGAUGGAAGCAGGCCGAUGCUGCUGGGAAGCUCCCCGUGUAAUUUGUUGUUGAAUAGAUUCAGAAUCUCCAGCUUCUGCAGCUUCCCAAACUCCCCGGGAACAGAGCCCGUGAGAUUGUUCAUUGAAAUAUCAAUUUCCGCCAAAUUCAACGCCUCCACCUUCGUCGGGAUCUCGCCGGACAGUUCAUUGUGGAAGAGGUAGAGAAACUUCAGAUCUGGGAGCGUGAAAAUCCCGCUUGGAAUCCCGCCUUCCAAGUUGUUCCCUGCCAAAUCGAUGUGCUCAAGAUUCAAAUUACCGGCCAACCACUCCGGCACUUCCCCAAUCAGAUUAGCGUUUCGAAUCCAGACGUAGGUUAACUUCUUCAGCCGGCCGAACUCGGGGGGAAUCGGAGAAGGAACAAACCCAUUAUACGCCAUCCCCAAUUCCUCGAGAUUUUCGAGGUUCCCGAUCUCCUUAGGGAAAGUCCCAUUGAAUUGGUUCUGGUAGAGAUACAGAGAGCGGAGGCUGGUCAGGUUGCCGAUGGAGGAAGGGAUGUCGCCGGUGAAGUUGUUCCCGCCGAUGUCGAUGAAGGCGAGGGAGGUGGAGAGGCGGUGGAUGUCGCCGGGGAGUGGUCCCACGAAGUAGUUCUGGGAGAGGUCGAGGUACUGAAGCUUGGAGCAGUUGUAGAGAAUGGUUGGGAAGCCGCCGGGGAUGUAGUUCCAUGACAAGAUCAGGCGGGUGAGGUUUCUGAGGUCGCAGACCGUUGAGGGGAUCGGAACCGUGAUGUUUUGGUUGGAGAGGAGGAGCUCGGUGACGCCGCCGCCGUCGUCGGUGCAGGUGAUUCCCGGCCAGGAGCAGGCGGCGGUGGUGGCUGUCCAGGAUUGGAGGGAAGGUGGGUCGCCGAGCUGGCGCUUGAGGUUGAGGAGGAUGGUCCGUUCGUCCUGAGAAAUUACGUGGAAGGGUACGGCGGCGAGGAAGAGGAGGAGGAGGAGAAGAAAGGGUAGUCUUGUCAUUGCGGCGGUAUUUUGAGGGGAAGUUGCCGGCAACCUGACGGGGACGAUUGGCUGAGAAAUGGAAAGAAGGGAGGGGGAGUUUUUCUAAGGGGACGGGUUGGGGGAAAUGACACUGGAAACUGUAAUAAUUACGACGGCGAACCAUCGAAUUGGGACCCAAUGAUCACUCUCCCCGCCAAAAAGUCAGUCAACGGGCAACAAUCAGGGAUUUGAUUCUGGCACGGGUCCGACUAAGGAGUUUACCUAAUCAGCUUCUAGUUUACUAAUCUAGAGAUACUCUAUUUGAUCAAUGAUAAAUUU
Messenger RNA from Linum tenue, 6608 nucleotides. The record is from the annotation of a GenBank genome assembly. NCBI's taxonomy places the organism in Eukaryota, Viridiplantae, Streptophyta, Magnoliopsida, Malpighiales, Linaceae.